Lycium ferocissimum is the source of this 477-nucleotide messenger RNA. RefSeq lists its product as uncharacterized. The record is from RefSeq and is a predicted model, not a curated record. Gene Ontology annotation, molecular function: RNA-DNA hybrid ribonuclease activity; nucleic acid binding. The transcript has a single exon. The coding region runs from base 1 to 477 and encodes 158 amino acids. NCBI's taxonomy places the organism in Eukaryota, Viridiplantae, Streptophyta, Magnoliopsida, Solanales, Solanaceae.
AUGCAGAGAUUUGUACAAGUGAGAAACCCUUCUAUUACCCAGAUCCCACAUAAAUGGAGUGAUUUAAUUCAGGUGAUGGAAUGUUUAAAACCAACAUUGAAGGUUACCAAAGUAUUUUGGAGACCUCCACCUCAGGAUUGGGUAUCAUGUAAUACAGAUGGUGCAUCUAGAGGGAAUCCAGGCAGAGGGGCAUAUGGUUUUUGCAUUAGAGAUACACAAGGGGAUGUGAUAGUUGCUAAGGCUGAUGAUAUAGGAUUUGUCACUAAUGUGGAAGCAGAAACUAUUGCAAUUCUAGAGGUUGUUAAAUGGUGUCAUGAACAUCAGGUCAAUCACAUUAUUUUCCAAACUGAUUCUCAGUUUGUACAAAAAGUGUCGCAAGGAGUAUGGAAGCCACCUUGGGCUAUUGUGGAAUGGAUUGAGCAUAUCCAAUUCAUGCUAAGUGACAAGCAGUGUAGAUUUGAGCAUAUUCUAAGAUAA